Messenger RNA from Penaeus vannamei (Pacific white shrimp), 1693 nucleotides. Lineage: Eukaryota; Metazoa; Arthropoda; Malacostraca; Decapoda; Penaeidae. The record is from RefSeq and is a predicted model, not a curated record.
UUCUUCUUCCUCUCCAAAGGCGACGAGAGAGCAUCAUGGACAACGAAAUAAAGUGGCUGUGGAGGACGACUCAGACGGAGGACUUUUACGCGACCUACACCAUCAGUUACCAGCUCACCCUCGCCACCCGCGAACCCCUGCUCGAGGACCACCUCCGCCAGGCCCUCACCCAUCUCUUCAGAAAGGUGCCUCUUCUGAGAGUAUGUUUCGGCAAACGUGAUGGUGAAAUGUGGAUCAGAGAGAUGGCGGAAGAAGCGUUAGAUUUCGAGGUUGUUUCGAAUGUCCCGAGAGAAGACAUACGCGAGAGUCUGCAGGCCUACCGCUACGACCUGAUGAAAGGUCCUCUGUGGUGCGUGAAGCUCCUCUCAGAGCCACCUUCCUCCCCGGUGGUUCCAGAGGGGGUUGACAUGACGAAGUUCUGUCACGUGUACACCUUGUUCUUGGGUCUUCACCAUGGCAUCACUGAUGGGAACUCCAACAUGAGGAUAUGUGGGUUUCUGGUCCAGAUCCUCGAAGCCGUGCUCGGGAGGAAGGACAUCGACGACGCUGAACAACUGGGCGUCUACGUUUCUGACGAGAGGACACAGCAGCUGCAGAAGGAGUACGUGGCGUCCCUGGAGGCCGACCCUGAACUCAGGAGCAAGGUGGUGGACGAGAUUCAGUCUCGCUACGGAAAAUACUCAUUAAUCAAAUCUACUUUUAAGGGAGUGGGGGAGAAAGUAGCAAAGACAGGGGUGUUGGAAAUGGACUUGGAUGCUGAUUCCACGAUCGCUUUUAUCAAACGUUGUCGAGCCGAAGGCGUCACCGUCAACUCGGCUUUUAUAGCUGCUACCAGCGUCUCUGUCGUCGACCUCCUGGUGGACGGAGGCCUCGAGCAAGACACGUACGACAUACGCAGCGACCACGUCCUCAACGCCCGUCGGUACUGGGCCGGCGAUACGUCUCAGUACCUCGGUUGCCACCUCCUCCCUCUUAUGCCCGUGGUCGCGAAGACGCCGCGAAACAUCACGGGAAAAUUCUGGGACUUCGCACGGUCCGUUCACCAGGAACUUCAGAAGAAGUUCAACGAAGGCGGACCUCUCCUCGAAGAAGCAGGGAGACACUUCAUGUCCGCAAACACAGACUUCGACCCCACUUUCCAGUACGAGUUUUGUUUGACCAACAUGGGCAACGUGACCAACCUGGUGACGGAAGGAGGCGACAACCUCCAGGCUCUUCACGUCAUCCGAACUGUCGCCAUGAAUACUGUUCCCUGCACCUGGAGUAUCCUGCUCCACACCUUCCGCAGUCGCCUGAUCCUCGCUCUCACCUACAACACGUCCUUCGUUAAUUCUGAAAUGGCGAGGAAAUUCUGCGACGGGAUCUUCUACCGCAUUAGGGAAGCAUUGUGAUCAAAGGACACGAGAUGGUAUUACAAUUUUGUGGAACAGAGGGAUUUUCCCAGUUUUUUUCACAUUAAUUGUGAAUGUUUUUUUUAUUAAUUUUUACUCGCACGCAUGUAUGUGUGUGUUCAUACAUAUAUACCCUUCUGCAUACAUUAUCUUUAAAUCUUUCACUUAUCAUGAAUUGUUUAACAUUUGCUUUGUGUUUUUUUUUAUGAACCAUUGUUAUAAGCAGCACUAUUUUUAAUUAUUGAUAUAGAGGGAAGGAAAGUGUUUUCUUAAAGUCUAAUAUCAUUAAAGAUAGUCUCAUU